This is a messenger RNA of Rhizoctonia solani, 1191 nucleotides long. RefSeq names its product Retrotransposon-derived protein PEG10. The transcript has a single exon. NCBI's taxonomy places the organism in Eukaryota, Fungi, Basidiomycota, Agaricomycetes, Cantharellales, Ceratobasidiaceae. Gene Ontology annotation, molecular function: zinc ion binding; nucleic acid binding. The record is from RefSeq and is a predicted model, not a curated record. Bases 1 to 1191 code for a protein of 396 amino acids.
AUGGAACCAGAGCUGUCCCCUACCGCUCUCCUCGAGGCUAUCACAGCCCUCACAGCCACAGUUGGGUCCCUACAGGACCAAAUCCGCGCCCAAAGCCAACAAAUCACUGAGCUUAGGGCCAUAUGCAAGGAAACAGCGGACCUCCUUGGGGAUAAGGAUCAAGGAGUCCCCCAAACCAAGCCUGGCCCAUCGACUGGGCCUGUCACUCCCCCUACCCACACAGGGGGAGAAGCCCACACUCCAGGCACGGUUAGGCCUGGGCUCAAGGCCCCAUUCAGGCCAUCAAGAGGUACGGGAUUUGAUUCCGAAGAAGACAAAGAGCCAAGGCGCCCCAAAAAGGAGCCUCAGGGAACGCCUAGAAGGCACCUUGGGUCCCUCACCCCCUUUGAUGCUGGGUCCAGCGUAAAGAGACCCAAGAUGGACCUCCCCGACCCUUACAAGGGAGACACCAGGGGCCGCAAAGCCACCCAAUGGCUGGAUCAAAUGAUGCUCUGGGUUGCCCUACAUAGGGACCAGUUUGACAAGGAGGAGCAAAUGGUUGUAUGGAUCCUAUACCAUAUGACCAAUAAAGCCGCUGAUUGGGCUCUCCCCAUCAUUGGGGCCAUCAUCAAGGGCGAAGGCAACACCCCCACCACCAUCCAGGCCUUAACGGCCAAAUUCAAAGAAGCAUUUGCCGAUCCCAACGCCAAGCAAGCCGCCGCUAGAAAAAUUGCGGUUCUCUCCCAAACAACCACCACCUCCGAGUACGUCACGGAGUUCCGCAAUCUCAUGGCGGAAUUGGACUGGAACGAGGAGGCCUAUAUUGCGCAGUUCACGCGAGGCCUCCACUGGAAGGUCAAGGAACUACUAUCAACCAAGGAUAGUAUUCCCGAUGAACUCGAGGCAAUUUUUGCGGCCUCUAUUAAGAUUGACAACAUUUGCCGCAAAAAUGAGGAGAACCGUCCCAAAAAGGCACCCGCCAAAUCCCCGGCCACCGUAGCCACCACUUCCACCACUACCACCCAACGGGUCCGCCUCUCAGAGGACCCAAACUAUGUCACACCGGAAGAAAGGGAUCGCCGCCGCGCGUCUGGCCUUUGUGUCAAGUGCGGUCAGAAGGGACACGGAAUCAAGCAAUGUCCCAACGGAUGGAAAGCCACAGUCAAAGAAGUGGCUAAGAUCGCCAAGGAUGUUGAGUCGGGAAAAGAUUGA